AUGACCUCCGUUUGCAGGUGUGUUAAAAGUAAAUUGCAUUCUUUUCACAUCAGAACAGCAUACUCUGCCUCUGUUGGAAGCCUACAUAUACAAAACAUCCAAAAACGAUACUCUACAAUUCCAGAAAGAUAUACAGAUAAGUUGCUACAGAAAGCCAGAGAACGGGGAUUUAAAUCUGUUGAAGAAUUAAAAUUUCAUUUGAAGAAGGAGAUUGAAAGCAAGAAGAAGGAGUUUAAUAAAAUUGACCCUUUAAAAGAAUUGGAGGACUACGAACAACGUAUGAAGAUGUGUGAGAAUAAAGGUAAGAUGACGAAUACGAGGGGCCCUAUCGAUUCAUCCGCACCCCAACUACCAUUUAAGACUUUAAAUUCUUUUUUGAAUGUGGAGAAAAUGAAGCAGCUUUCCAAACAAGAAGUUGAAUUUUUGUGGAGAGCCAGAUGGAUGGAGAAGGACAACAUGCUAAAUGCUGUGGUUCCUGUUGAUGUAUUCAAUAAGAUGAGUAGUAACGCCAAAUCAAAUCCUAUUCUUGUAUUGCCACUACCCAGAGAUAUUCAAGCUGCUAAUACUGAGGGACAAGGCGAACAAGGUAUCGAGAUGCACUACAUUCAGUGGCAGUUUGUUGGUCCUAAAACUGUCCACUGUAUCAUGACCUCUUUGGCAGAAUACAAGCUACAUAAAGGCUUUGCCAGGCCACAUACUACCUUUCAAUUUCAUUUGGAUCUUGCAGAAGAGAAAAAGAUCGUUCUCAUGAACGGUCAAGUAGAAACUGAUGCUAACAUUUCCUUACAGGAAGCCCAACUUUUGCUGCUAAAUGUCCAAAGAUUCUAUGGUGCAAUGGGAGAUCAUACCACUAUGGCAAAGGCGAGGUUAAAGAUACUAAAAGACUUUAACACUGGUUCUUCAGACUUCAAUGUCGACUUAUUGAUUUCAUUAUCACAGUCGAUGGAGACGUAA
Eremothecium cymbalariae DBVPG#7215 is the source of this 954-nucleotide messenger RNA. RefSeq names its product Atp11p (gene ATP11). Lineage: Eukaryota; Fungi; Ascomycota; Saccharomycetes; Saccharomycetales; Saccharomycetaceae. Gene Ontology annotation, biological process: mitochondrial proton-transporting ATP synthase complex assembly. Gene Ontology annotation, cellular component: mitochondrion. Bases 1 to 954 code for a protein of 317 amino acids. The record is from RefSeq and is a predicted model, not a curated record. The transcript has a single exon.